UCCGAUAAAGAAAAUAUGUAAAAUUGGUCAAGUAAAUUGAAUCGAAUUGAAAAUACGUCAAUUAGAAUAUCAAUAUUAAUAGGAAAGUUCGAUUAGAAUUGGUGAUACUAUGCCGAUUGGGCGCGCAUAGUCGAUCGAUAACGUCCACGUCCACGUCCACGUCCACGUCCACGUCCACGUCCAAGUUGGAAACAUUUAAUUAUCCCGAGGAUCCGUUAGAAAAUAGCCAAUUAACAAGACAAUUACAGGCUCUACGCAAAUUCACCAACUCCUAAUUCGUUUGCGGUAUUACUGAACCGUUACUCGCAGCUUCGUUAAAAGUAACCUUCUUGGUUCUCUCGAUUUUUCGAUAGAAGACAUCAUCUUUUGUUGCGAUCAAAUACUAAAGUAAAAUGAAAAAUGGGGGAAUCAUCUUUAUUCUCUUUGUGUGUUCCAUGUGCUUGGCACAUGGGUCAAGGGUGAAGAAUAUCACCCAUGGCGUAUCAAGGCACAUUCGAUCUAUCGGAUUUCCCGAGGGUAGCGGUAUGGGGAUAUUUUUUGCUCUUGGCGUACCCCUCGAUAUACCCAAUAAAUCCAUAUUAUUUUCCUAUUACUUCGAGGCAAAUUAUGGUCUACCAGGCGAUUGGAAUUCGAGUUAUUACACCGAAGUGGAACAUUUGAAAAAGAAACGAAAUCUCGAUAGACGAUUAGCCUAUGAUAUUAUAUCUAAACAAUUAGAAAGUAAUGGCUAUUCGAGACAAGAUUGUUUGCUGAAAACAAUUUGCGAAGUCGCUAAAUAUUCGUUGAACGGUAACGGACUUCUCGGUGAUAUCAUUAGGAUUUUAUUCGCACCUUCCAGUUCGCAAGACGAAAAUCUUCCAAAUGAGAUAAUUGAAGCAGAAUUCGAGGAAAAUUGCAAUCGACGGUACAAGGACUGUGCUAAGAGUCUUUUGGAUAUCAUAAGUCCUUUUCUACAUUGAUAACGUGGAAAGAGAGAGAGAGAGAGAGAGAGAGAGAGAGAGAGAUAAGGGAAAAAACAAAACUUUAAUUAAAUUAUUUGUCGCCUUUUGAAAAGAU
Molecule: messenger RNA, 1056 nt
Organism: Polistes dominula (European paper wasp)
Lineage: Eukaryota; Metazoa; Arthropoda; Insecta; Hymenoptera; Vespidae
Source: RefSeq, a predicted model, not a curated record